This is a messenger RNA of Fukomys damarensis (Damara mole-rat), 1835 nucleotides long. It is a transcript of the gene Ltv1, whose product is annotated as LTV1 ribosome biogenesis factor. Gene Ontology annotation, cellular component: cytosol; preribosome, small subunit precursor; nucleus. The coding region runs from base 155 to 1588 and encodes 477 amino acids. Lineage: Eukaryota; Metazoa; Chordata; Mammalia; Rodentia; Bathyergidae. The transcript is spliced from 11 exons. Gene Ontology annotation, biological process: ribosomal small subunit biogenesis; ribosomal small subunit export from nucleus. The record is from RefSeq and is a predicted model, not a curated record.
UCGGGGAUUGGUCCAUUUUCACGGCUACUGCGUUACCUAAAGCCCGGAACUUGUGGUCGCACGUGUAGGGAAUCCUGCAACUGCGGCGGGGGAUCCCAAGACUAGUAGGGUGACUGGCCGCUCCUCGCGGGGGAGAGCGCCGCACGGCAGCAGCAUGCCUCAUAGGAAGAAAAAGCCAUUUAUAGAGAAGAAGAAAGCUGUGUCUUUUCAUUUGGUCCACCGGAGCCAGCGAGAUCCUUUAGCAGCCGAUGAAACUGCGCCCCAGAGGGUUCUGUUGCCUACCCAGAAAAUAAAUGAUGAAGAAAGGCUAGCGGAGCAGAGAAAGUAUGGAGUGUUCUUUGAUGAUGACUAUGACUACCUGCAGCACCUGAAGGAAACAGCUGGGCCCUCAGAGCUUAUCCCCAACCACACCUCCAGUGUGUACAGCAGCAGAGAUGAGAAGGAAGAAACUUCAUUAGUUCCUAGCACUGGAAUUAAGUUGCCUUCAUCAGUGUUUGCAUCAGAGUUUGAGGAAGAUGUUGGAUUGUUAAAUAAAGCAGCUCCAGUUUCAGGACCUCGACUGGAUUUUGAUCCUGACAUUGUUGCAGCUCUUGAUGAUGAUUUUGACUUCGAUGAUCCAGAUAAUGUGCUUGAAGAUGACUUUAUCCUUCAGGCCAAUAAGCCAGCAGAAGAGGAAGAGGGAGUGGAAAUUCUGAAACCUGAGAGUGAAGAUGGCAGUGAGUGGGAAGAUGUGGAUGAGGAGACCGGAAGAGGCAGUGUCGAUGAGGGUGACUGUGACUCUCUGGGCCCAUGGUCAGAGGAAGAUGCGCCGUUUCCCCUUGGAGAACCUCGUGGGGCCAUAGAAAAGCAUUUGUUCUGGGAGGAGGAAACAAAAAGUCGCUUCACAGAGUAUUCUAUGACUUCCUCAGUCAUGAGGAGAAAUGAGCAGCUGACUCUACACGAUGAGAGAUUUGAGAAGUUUUAUGAACAGUAUGAUGAUGUUGAGAUUGGAGCUCUGGAUAAUGCUGAAUUGGAAGGUUCCAUUCAGGUAGACAGCAACCGUUUACAGGAAGUUUUGAAUGACUACCAUAAAGAGAAGGCCGAGAAUUGUGUAAAGCUGAAUACUCUUGAACCCUUUGAGGAUCAAGACCUGCCAUUGAAUGAGCUUGAUGAGUCUGAAGAAGAGAUUAUUACUGUAGUUGUUGAAGAAACCAAAGAGAAGUGGGAUUGUGAAUCCAUUUGCAGUACAUACUCAAAUUUAUACAAUCAUCCACAGCUUAUCAAGUAUCAACCAAAGCCCAAACAAAUUCACAUAUCUACUAAGACAGGAAUACCUCUCAGUGUCUUACCUCAGAAAGGACUCACAGCAAAGCAAGUUGAACGAAUGCAGAUGAUUAAUGGCAGUGAUCUGCCUAGGGUAUCAACCCAACCACGCUCUAAACAUGAAAGCAAAGAAGAUAAAAGAGCAAGAAAGCAAGCUAUAAAAGAGGAGCGCAAGGAACGAAGAGUGGAGAAGAAAGCUAACAAAUUAGCAUUCAAGCUGGAGAAGAGAAGACAGGAAAAGGAGCUGCUGAACUUGAAGAAGAACGUUGAAGGUCUAAAGCUGUAGAUGUGGCACAGUAAGGAUAAGGCACAUUCCCCGUUAGGGCUUCUCGUUGUUCUCCAUAGUUAGCCAGGAUCUUCAGAGGUAACUGUACUCUGCCAUUUUCCCUGGCAGAUGUCGAAGAGAAAAGUACAAUUACAGUAUUUUUAUACCAGCAAGUUCUCCCUGUCAGCUGUCUUGUGAAUAUUGUAACAUUUUAAAUUUAAAUUAUAAGCUUAGAUUUGCUCUAAAAUAAAUGACUUCAUGAAUAUGA